AACUGAAAAAUCCUAGAAAAUAAAUAAACCAAGAUUAAGAACGAGAAGUCAACCAUUCGUCAAAUUUCUCCAUCUCCGACUUGAAAGCAAUGGUUUACAUCGAUUCUUGGGACGAUUUCGUCGAACGAUCGGUUCAACUCUUCAAAGACAACCCUGAAUCGUCUCGGUACGUGAUGAAGUACCGUCACUGCGAUGGAAAGCUCGUGCUCAAGGUCACCGACAAUCGACAGUGCCUAAAGUUCAAGACAGAUCAGGCACAAGAAGCGAAGAAGAUGGAGAAGCUCAAUAACAUCUUUUUCACUUUGAUGGCUCGGGGUCCUGAUGCUGACAUAGCGGAGGUCACUGGCAAAGAGCAGGUUGAGCAGCAGGCCCCGAAGAAAGGAAGGGGACGAAGGCAAUAAGGCGAGCUUUGAUUCCUUGAUACCUUUUCGUUCUUCUUACCCAAUGGGUUUGAAAUGAACACAAAGGAUGAUUUUGAUGAUUCACUAUAGGCUUUCUUGCAAGUGAUCUUGUUAGUUAUAUGGUUUUAAUACUCCAUUGACCAUGAACCCCUGAGCAUGAAUUUGCAGUUGAACUUUUGAUUGCUUAGGUGCUGAAUGGGGUAAAUUUUUACAUGCCAAUUUAAGAGAUUUACUGGGUAGAUGUCAGCAUAUUUGUUCUAGCAAAUUUUAUAUGAUGAAUAGAAUCAAUAUCUUUUCAUGGUGAUCCUUAUCUGCA
This is a messenger RNA of Asparagus officinalis (garden asparagus), 717 nucleotides long. RefSeq names its product signal recognition particle 9 kDa protein. The coding region runs from base 90 to 401 and encodes 103 amino acids. NCBI's taxonomy places the organism in Eukaryota, Viridiplantae, Streptophyta, Magnoliopsida, Asparagales, Asparagaceae. Gene Ontology annotation, molecular function: 7S RNA binding. Gene Ontology annotation, cellular component: signal recognition particle, endoplasmic reticulum targeting. The transcript has 4 exons. The record is from RefSeq and is a predicted model, not a curated record. Gene Ontology annotation, biological process: SRP-dependent cotranslational protein targeting to membrane; negative regulation of translational elongation.